Molecule: messenger RNA, 2658 nt
Organism: Penicillium macrosclerotiorum
Lineage: Eukaryota; Fungi; Ascomycota; Eurotiomycetes; Eurotiales; Aspergillaceae
Gene: facB
Product: C6 transcription factor FacB/Cat8
Exons: 4
Coding region: 1-2658 (885 amino acids)
Biological process (GO): DNA-templated transcription; regulation of DNA-templated transcription
Molecular function (GO): zinc ion binding; DNA binding; DNA-binding transcription factor activity, RNA polymerase II-specific
Source: RefSeq, a predicted model, not a curated record
AUGCCCGGUAUCUUGCCAAUGAAAGUGAUCAAGGUUGGCGGUACUGGAACACAGAGUCGGAUUGCCCAGGCCUGCGACCGAUGCAGAAGCAAAAAGAUUCGUUGCGAUGGUGUCCGACCGUGCUGUACUCAAUGCGCCAACGUCGGCUUCGAGUGCCGCACCAGCGAUAAAUUGAGCCGGAGGGCCUUUCCUCGCGGCUAUACGGAGUCUCUGGAGGAGCGAGUGCGGGCCCUGGAGACGGAAGUCAAAGAUUUGAAGAACCUGCUGGACGAGAAGGACGAAAAGAUUGACGUUUUGUCCCGGAUACAUUCGUUCUCGCCGCCAUCGCAACGGGCGGCAUCAGUGCGAUCUCCCUCGACAGCUGCUACGAGUAAAUCGCCUGGGUCAGACGCAGGUGAGGGCGUGAUUCAUGUGGUGCGAGUUCCUACGCAACCCGUAUCCCAAAGGUCUUCCGAGAACCCCUAUGCGAGCUUCUCAAGCACACAAGGCUUUGCUGAUGUCUUCAAUGAAAAGCUUGUCAGCCAGGGAAAGUCGACUUCCAAGAUCUCGAUCAAGACGCUUACCAAACUCUCCCCGUCGGUGUCUCGGGGUUCUCCAAACCAGGCUAUCAAGACGCCCCCGCGUCUGGUGUCGGAUCAACUGAUCAAUAUCUUCUUCCAGGAGUGGGCACCGCUCUACCCGAUCGUCCACCGCCCAACCAUUCUCAAAGCAUACGAACAGUACUUGAGCAAUGCCGAAUCGCUAAAACAAGACGCUCAUGUCCUGACCCAGUUGAAUCUAAUUUUUGGCAUCGCGGCGUUAUCAUCUAGUUCGAGAACAAACCAGGACCCCGCUUUCUUCGAAGAGAACUGGGCUACAUCUCUAGGCCUCUAUUCCAAUGAAACUACCAUUGGAAGCUUGCAGUGUUUCAUUCUGGCUCAAAUUUAUUGCAUGACGAAGGGUGAUUAUCGCUGCCUUCUGCGCUACCGUGCUCUUGCAGUGGACAUUUGCCAGCAAUUGGGGCUCCACCAAAGUCAGGAUAGCGCGACUUUCAAUCCGUUGGAGGGCGAGACACGAAAGAAGGUUUUUUGGUGCCAAUAUGUAAUGGAUCGUUUCUGUGCUGCUCUGACCGGCAUGCCUAUACUCCUCCGCGAGAGUGAUAUUGAAACCGAGUACCCAGUUGAUGUGGAUGAUGAGAACGUCACGGAGACAGGGUUCUUGCCUACUCUGCCUGGCGAAACCACUCGCAUCUCGAGCGCCCUUGCGUUGUUUGGUGCUUCCAGAAUUUUAAAUAAGGUCCUCGAGGACUUGUAUCCCUCCAAGGCGGGAUAUGAAAUCUACAUGUCCAAGUUGCGUUCAGUCGCGGGUCAGUUGGAUGAGUGGCUCCAAACACUGCCGCCUCAUCUUCGCCUUGAAUUCUCCCAGGACAAGCCUAGCACCAACGUUACAAGUAGCCGUUCACCGCUUCUCUCACUUGUGUACUACUUCAUUCGAUCUCUGAUUCAUCGUCCGGCCGUCUGUUUCGCCGACGAACAUCUUCGCUCUCCGUCGAUUCUCGCACUCUCUGACUCUUCAAAGCAUAUCAUUCAAAUCCUUGAAUUGUUGGAUGAGCGGCGGCUCUGUCUCUCCUUCAGCAUCAAUCGCAAAGAGCUCGUGUUUUUCUCCGGUCUUGGAAUUUUAUGGCAGAUCAUAGGCCUGAAACGUGAAAGCAAGUUGGCCAAGGAGAGCCAGAAGCUGCUUGGUACUGUUCUAGAGCAGCUUCUGCCAGUGUCGUCUACAGCUGCAGCCGAGUUUGGUGCUCUUGCCAACACCUUGGUUCCUCUGGACAUAGGAAAACAAGGAUCCUUGUCCUCUGACCAACAGACGCAGGAGAUGAUGGCACCGACCCACAAACCGUCAAGAUCCCCCAAACGACAAUUGCAAUCUCUCAAGUCCCGCAUUGCCAACAGUGUGAGUCGGGCUCCAUCCUCCAAACAGGCUUCACCCUCUCGUCGAAAUACGAUCUCUGGCGCCGCCCCUCCCAUUGAUUCCCAAUCUCUCCGGUCCCCAAGCUGGACGAGCCUUCCUCCAUCUCAAUCGGAACAAAUCUCCGCCACUCCCUAUCGUCUUGAUAGAGUGCAAUCAUCUCUAGAGCUAGGCUCAGACCCACGAUUGUUGUCUUCAUCCACAGGGUAUGGCCACUCUCGUGCACUAUCCUGCUCCACUCCAUCGGAUGCUCCCGCUGGAGCCAUCACUAUGGCCGACUGGGAGUACGUUCUGAGUGACAUGGACCGAGGUUAUUCGAAUAUCUUCACUGGCAUAUACGGUGGAAAGGAAUGUGGCGAAGAUCCUGGUCCCUUCGCCUCGAUCACAGCCGAAUACACCCAAAAAUCCAAUGAUGGCGCAUUCACAACUCCGUUGGUCCCAACCACCGACGUGCAUGAUCUGUCUCCCGAGGCUUGGUCUGCGAGUAGUGGGGACUUUGUCUCAAACCAGGAUCAUGUUGCACAGAGUGUGCUGAGUUAUUCUGGCGAGAGCAUGGGCAGUGCCGAGGACAAUUUCACCUCUCUGGCAGAAGCCUCUGUCCGUCCGGAUGACAUCGGCCUGAUUGAUCCUUUCCAUGGCCUUGCCAUGCCAGCCGAAGAGGAUUUUGAUGAAUUUUCCCUGUCCAGUGGCUGGGACCGACGGCUGGCCGUCUAG